Messenger RNA from Cloeon dipterum, 971 nucleotides. RefSeq lists its product as uncharacterized. The record is from RefSeq and is a predicted model, not a curated record. NCBI's taxonomy places the organism in Eukaryota, Metazoa, Arthropoda, Insecta, Ephemeroptera, Baetidae. Bases 15 to 971 code for a protein of 318 amino acids. The transcript is spliced from 7 exons.
UUGUUAAAAACGGAAUGACGUUUCUGUUUUCGUCAGCAGCAGCGACUCAAGUUGACGCGGCAAAAAACUGCUUCUCGCGCAAUUUGAAUUUAAUUUCUGUGCAGGACGCCUUGAAAAUGAAUCUUGUUCAAAAAUUGCUUCAGGAUUUUGGCGCUGAUUCUGCCGUCUGGACGAUUGGCUCCAACGAAGGCAACAUGUCUUGCCAAAAUUACGAUUUGAGUUUCGCCUGGUGCAACCCGAAAAGAGAAAUUAUCCUUCCCGCGAUCAUGCAGGAAAUGAAGAGUUUGGAAAUCGUUCAAAAAGGACUCACAACGUCCAUGCUUAACGGGGCUGCCGUCUUGAAAACGUCAGAUUCUAAUUCACUGUUUCCUUUUUUGUGCGAGCCAAAAGAUGAUUUUCAAGACUCUUGCCUCGCUCUUAAGUGCAACAAAGACAGCACAUUAUUUGACGCAAACGGGAAUGUUAAGGAUGGACAAAAGUAUGGGAAAUGGACACGCACCUGCGACAAAUUGUACCUUUUCUCUGGCAAGCUUGGCACUUGGCAGCAGAAUUGGGACCUAUGCUGCAGAUUAGGAAUGCGCCCGAUUUGGUUUAGCUCUGCAUCCGACUUUGAAUGUUUAAGCAACUCGACUAAAGCGAACUGGACGCUAAACUGGAAUUAUUGGACGGCGGGACGCGCGAUGGGCACCUGGGGAAGGUGGGCCUGGUGCCCAGGAGCCGUGAUCCUGCCCGACUCGCUUUCCUGGGCUCCGGGGCAACCGGACAAUAAUCAGACCAACGAGAAUUGCCUGCAUUUGCAAGUGACGAAAAAUUCGAGCGGAAUACUUUUGUCGGACCGGAAUUGCAGCCACAAAUACGUCAUCGCUUGCCAGGGCGACGCGAUGAUGGCGUCCGACUGCAACAAGCCAAACUGUCCAAUGGAGUGUUUUAAAAAUGCAAGAUUUUUCUUGUCUUUUAGGCUCAUUUUUUAA